CCAGUUCCAGGAACUGACCUGGCAAAUAUUGACUAGGCUGCUGUGAUCUUGCAGCACCAUUUUCCUGUGGGCAGGAGGUGAUGCAGAGCUGAAGACCCAGGGACCUUGCUAAGAUGGGGCCAGCCUGGCUGUGGCUGCUGGGAGCAGGGAUCCUGGCCUCUCUCCACUGUCAGCGCCUUCCUGCCCAUGCAGAGAAGAGUCUGGGGGUGCCUCAAGCCCCCAGUGAGCAGCUCCCAGAGCCAGCCCCCACCUACCACAAAGUCACACACACCAUUACCAAAUUUGCUUUGCGGUUGUAUAAGCAUCUGGCAGCGGAAACCCCAGGAAACAUCUUCUUCUCCCCAGUGAGCAUCGCUACCACCCUGGCCCUGCUCUCUCUUGGGGCCCAAGCUGACGCCCCGACUCAGAUCCUGGAAGCCCUUGGCUUCAACCUCACGGAGACCCCAGAAGCUGCCAUCCACCAGGGUUUCCAGAGCCUCAUCCACACCCUUGACCUGCCCAGCCCCAAACUGGAACUGAAAGUAGGCAACUCCUUGUUCUUGGACAAGCAACUAAAGCCUCAGCAGCACUUUUUGGACGACAUCAGGGAAGUGUAUAGAGCUUUUGCUUUUUCUGCCAACUUCACAGAUUCUGCUACAACCGGGAGGCAGAUUAAUGAUUACAUGAGAAAGCAAACAUACGGGCUGGUCAUGGACUGCCUCCAGGGCUUCACCCGGGACACACUCAUGGUUCUCUUGAAUUACAUCUUCUUCAAAGCCAAGUGGAAGCAGCCUUUCAAUCGCUACCAGACCCAGAAGCAAGAGAGCUUCUUUGUGGAUGAGAGGACCUCCCUCCACGUCCCUAUGAUGCACCAUAAGGAGAUGCACAGGUUCCUCUAUGACCAGGAGGUGGCCUGCACUGUACUCCAGAUAGAAUACAGCGGAAAUGCCCUGGCCUUGCUGAUCCUCCCUGACCCUGGGAAGAUGGAGCAUGUGGAAGCAGCUCUGCAGCCAGAGACCCUGAGAAAAUGGGAUCGAUUGCUGUUUCUCAGCCUGUUGGAUUUGCAUCUGCCAAGGGUCUCGGUUUCUGGAGCAUAUAACUUGGAAGAAAUACUUCCCCACAUGGGCCUCACCAACAUCUUCAACCUAGAAGCCGACUUAUCAGGAAUCACUGGGCAACUCAACAAAACCAUCUCCAGGGUGUCACACAAGGCGGCGCUGGACAUGAAUGAGCGGGGGACCAAGGCCGGGGCUGCAUCAGGCCUCCUGUCCCAACCGCGGCCUCUGAACGCAACCACGGCUCUCCAGGCCCAUUUCAGCAGGCCUUUCCUGGUCCUCCUUUGGGACGUGACCACCCAGAGCCUACUCUUCCUGGGAAAAGUCGUCAACCCGGCUGCGGGGUGACUGUGGAGGGAGGCCGGCACUGUCCUGCCUCCCGCCAAGCCCCUGAACAAGCAGGAAGGCCAGUGCCAGCCUGACUGCAGGCUGCCGGGAGUGCCCACCAGCCAGUGUGCAGACACCCUAAUAAAGUUGCCCCUGGGUUUUGUGAGUGCUGAGGGCAAUGCUUGCGACGGAGUGUCAGCACACAGAGCAGCCUUCAGGCAUCCGCCCCAUGUUCUCCUCAAAUUGGGUGUCAGAUUAGAAAGCUGAAAGCAAUAGUUUUAUAGUUUCCGAAAACUAGUUAGGAAGUUGAAAAUGGGAACAGCCUCAUGGGUGGCUUCCCAGGAGCUGUCCAUACCCCACCACCCCCCACUGCAGGUUUUCCCUGAGUGUCCCUGGGGUCGGAUCCCAGGGGCAGGCACC
Molecule: messenger RNA, 1781 nt
Organism: Manis javanica (Malayan pangolin)
Lineage: Eukaryota; Metazoa; Chordata; Mammalia; Pholidota; Manidae
Product: serpin A11-like
Molecular function (GO): serine-type endopeptidase inhibitor activity
Source: RefSeq, a predicted model, not a curated record